ACCACUCAAUGCUUCAAGUGUAUGCAUUAACUGCAACAUGAGCAAUGUAACAGCACACAUUAACAAUUUUCCUGAUGAAAUACUUCUACAUAUAUUCAAUUAUUUACCUACACCGGACUUACUUGUGUGUGUGACAAAAGUGUGUACUCGAUGGAACGCCUUCGCAUACGAUCGCAAGCUUUGGAAUCGCAGAAUGGUGGAUCUACCAGAAGAUACCUCUGUGCAGGCUUUGGUUGAAUGUUUCCCUAAAUGCACAUCUGUCAGUAUGGAACUCAACAGUGCCUCUUGGCCUGGACAGGCUAUGUUUGACGGGAAACACCUACACGCAUUCAUGCGGACAAGAGACUGUUUCCUUAGUUUCCUAACAACAAUAAUAAAAAAUGGUGAUGACAUUACAGAUGUAUCUGUAUGUGGCAUUAACGAGGAUGUGGAGGAAGUGCUGACGGUCAUUGCCCACUUACCGAAUCUACAGACUUUACUUAUAAACGGAUCAUUUUUUGCUGAUAAUUCAGGAAUUAGGCACAUUGGGGACAACUGUCCACACUUGAGGAAAGUGGACACAGGCGAAAUCACGUUUGCAGAAGAGGAAGUGGAAUAUUUUAUAAGAAAGAAGAAACAUCAGCUGACACAUAUAGGUUUGGCCCUACAAACAGCUGAAGGUUCCUCAUUGUUGCCUUUUCUGGGCCUCUGUGGUGAUACAUUAAUCAGCCUGGAUAUUUAUGGCAUUGCAGGCUUUUAUAUUACUGUCGUGGAUGAUGUGACUGUUUUCAGUGCCCUUAAAAAAUUGGAACAUCUCAGAUUUCACAAUUACAUCAAAUUUGGGAGUGAUGUCCUUGUAAAUGCAUUUACCUCCAGUUGGUUCUUAAAUCUGAGGACUCUUGUGAUAGAUACUGCCACUUAUGUGGAUGAUGAAGUAAUGGCAGCCAUCAGUCUCAAUUGCCCACUGCUGAAUGAGCUGCAGAUCAACUAUUCUCAAAUUACAGGAGAGGGACUGAAGUACCUGCACUGUCUCCGGAACCUGCAGAAGCUGGACCUGUCGCUCUCACAACUUUUGAAGUCUCUGGGAACACUCUCGCAGUGUGUCCAGCUGCGGAAGCUGAGCCUGGAGAGCUGUGCACGUGUCCAUUCGAGAGAAAUAGCGGAUGCGGUGCCGCACAUCCACGAGCUGCGAGUACUCGACCUCAGCCAGUGCGGGGCGUCACUGCUCCGUCUGCGGGAGCUGCCACAGCAUCUACCCUUCCUCCGUACACUUGUCCUUUAUGGUGCUGACAUAAAUGUUGAACAGCUGCAAGCUAUGAGGCACUGCGCACCACACAUUAAUGUUGUGAUAUAAAAAUCUGAAUUGGGCAGUCCGAUCGUAUACUGAGUGAAAAAUGGGGACCUGUUGUGUAAAAAUUUAAUCCUUGUGAUGCAGAUUAUGUUUCUUACAAGGUGUAAGAUACUAGUCACAGAAAGUGUAUAAAAGCUGUUAUGUAAUACUCAUAUUCAGCGUUAAUGUGCUUAAAGUAUCUGCAAAUCUUGUCCACCUUAGAAAGGGCAUAUUCGAACUAAAGCAAAUUGUAAGGUCUUACCGCAGUAGCAUAGAAAACCACCAACUUCUACCACAUGAUAGCCUUUUUAAAUAAUUUCUCUACAUUUUUUCGAUUGCCAGAAGCCACAAUAUAUUAAUCGUACAACAACAGUUGUUAAACAAUUGAGAGUUGAUAAUGUAUUGUAUCUGAUGCUUUAUUUUCACAGCAAUUGUAAUUUAAAAGUAACUGUCAUGUAA
Molecule: messenger RNA, 1768 nt
Organism: Schistocerca piceifrons (Central American locust)
Lineage: Eukaryota; Metazoa; Arthropoda; Insecta; Orthoptera; Acrididae
Product: F-box/LRR-repeat protein 7-like
Exons: 3
Coding region: 38-1333 (431 amino acids)
Biological process (GO): SCF-dependent proteasomal ubiquitin-dependent protein catabolic process
Cellular component (GO): SCF ubiquitin ligase complex
Molecular function (GO): protein binding
Source: RefSeq, a predicted model, not a curated record